AUGACUCAAAUCCCAAUCGUGGAUUCCCACAUCCACCUCUUCCCAGAAUCCCACCUAAAAACCCUCUCCUGGCACACCCCCACCAACCCCCUCGGCACCCAACACAGCAUAAACGAAUACCGCCACGCAACCCAAUCACCCGCCCUCCUCGGCUUCAUCUUCCUUGAAACAGACCGUCUCUCUUCAAUAAACCCAACCAACCAAAACCACGGCUGGCAACACGCCUUGGACGAAGUCUCCCUCCUAACACGCAUAGCCCUCGGCACACCCAUCCCAGGCGAAGGCCACGUCCCAAGCGACAAAAACCUCUGUCUGGGGAUCGUGCCGUGGGCGCCUGUUCCCGGCGGACCGGAUGUGUUGAGCGCGUAUAUGCAGCAGGUGCGGGAUCGCACUGGGGUUGUUUGGGGGAAAGUGAGGGGGGUUAGGUAUUUGGUUCAGGAUAAGGGUGCUGGGACGAUGCUUGGGGAUGGGUUUUUGGAGGGGUUGAGGUGGUUGGGGAGGGAAGGGUUGGUUUUUGAUCUUGGGGUUGAUGCUAGGUCUGGUGGGCUGGGACAGUUGAGGGAGGCGGUUGAGAUGAUGGGGUUAGUGGAGGGUGUUACGAUUGUUAUUAAUCAUUUGUGCAAGCCGAAUCUUCGUUUGGAGGAUGAUAUUCGGUCUCAGCCUGAGUUCCUUGAGUGGAAGGAUCUUGUGACUAAGAUGGCGACGGCAAGUCCUAAGACUUAUAUGAAGCUUUCUGGGGGCUUUUCGGAGCUUUUACCGCUCGAGGCGGAGUCAGAACCGGAUUUUGGGGCUAUUGUUGAACGCGUACAGCCAUGGACUGAUGUUAUAUUUGAUGCUUUUGGUGCGGAUCGUGUUAUGUUUGGAUCGGAUUGGCCGGUGUGCAAUGUUGGUGGUGGUGGGAAUGAUGUCGCUUGGGGUAGAUGGAGACGUGUGGUGGAGGAGGUUUUGGAACGGAGGGGAUUGUCCGAGGAAGAAAAGAAGGGUGUAUGGGGAUCUGUUGCUUUGCAUGCUUAUGGGAUAGAUAUCUAG
Molecule: messenger RNA, 1029 nt
Organism: Penicillium concentricum
Lineage: Eukaryota; Fungi; Ascomycota; Eurotiomycetes; Eurotiales; Aspergillaceae
Exons: 2
Coding region: 1-1029 (342 amino acids)
Molecular function (GO): hydrolase activity
Source: RefSeq, a predicted model, not a curated record